ACGAGUGCCGAAAGCGAGCCAUCUGGUGAAACGAUGAUGUCUCCACCGACAUCGUCCUCCUCAGCACCGUCAACACCGGCCACGUCCGAUGACUCACUGUUCGUGAAACCGGCUCUGCCGAGCAUCACACGUCUCAAACCACGCCGUGUCUUCUCAUCACGACCAAUCUCAAGUUCACGAUUAACCGUUCCGAAAAGAAGAUUCUCACCUGAACCAGAGAAGAAGCAAUUCAAAGGUAUCCCAGGCUACCGCAAGCCCCUUCCUGAGAUGGUUCAUUUGAGCGAAUUGAAGAGAAUCUUUGAUAUGCUCCCGAUCAAGGAGUUCGAGCUUCCAGUGAAUUUCAAAUCAAAGUCGAAAAAACGUCAGUCGACGACUUCUUCGACGAUUUCUGAUGAAUUAAGCACCUCAUCGGCAUCACCCAUAUCAUCGCCUAUUCCUGUUGCUUUGCCUGAAAGGAAAUCUCCUGAAUGCGGCGUGCAGUCAGUAAAAGAGGAAUCUGGUGCACCGUCAGUGAAAGAAGAGUCCAUAUCAAGUGCGUUCCCAACACUACUUGCCGUUCUCCCAUCCUCAUUGAUCGUUCCAUCGGAAGUCGUUGAUUUCUCAUUACCUGCCUCAUUGAUGCGCAAAAAACAAAAGCAGAAUGAAGAUGAUGACGAGAAAAAGUCAGCCGUUCGACGUCCGAGCCGUAGAUCAAAAGCACUGCAACAGCAGCAGCAGCAACAACAACAACAACAGCAGUCUCCUCGCGGUGGUUUGAAACUGAUCAAGUUUCCGUGGCGAAAGCGACGUAGAAGUGAAAGUUUGCGGAAGAGUCACGAGAAGGACGAUGUGCAGAAAUCAUCAACGGACACGGAAUCUGGGUAA
Molecule: messenger RNA, 864 nt
Organism: Anisakis simplex (herring worm)
Lineage: Eukaryota; Metazoa; Nematoda; Chromadorea; Rhabditida; Anisakidae
Source: the annotation of a GenBank genome assembly